Fusarium musae is the source of this 336-nucleotide messenger RNA. RefSeq lists its product as uncharacterized. Bases 1 to 336 code for a protein of 111 amino acids. NCBI's taxonomy places the organism in Eukaryota, Fungi, Ascomycota, Sordariomycetes, Hypocreales, Nectriaceae. The transcript has 4 exons. The record is from RefSeq and is a predicted model, not a curated record.
AUGAACACUGUUAAAUCUUUCUGGCUGGGCUGGGGCUCUCUUUGUGUCGCUGGUGGCGGUGCCUACUACUUCGCUAAGCAGCAGAUCAACGCCGACCGACAGGCUAAGAUGGAAGCCCACCGCAAGAAGAGACAGAUGAUUCAGGAUUUGGAAACCACAGAGGGCGACGGAAGUCCUGCCCGCACCGAUAGCACCGGCUCCCCAAGCCAAGAAGCAAGCAGCGACCCUGCCCCUACGAGACAUGCACCCGAGACCGAGAGCCAGCGAGUUGGAGAGAAGAGCAAAUACGAAAGUGCAACUGUAUACCGAAGUCCGAAGGGAGAUCGAUUCUCCUAA